This is a messenger RNA of Symbiodinium sp. CCMP2456, 480 nucleotides long. NCBI's taxonomy places the organism in Eukaryota, Dinophyceae, Suessiales, Symbiodiniaceae. The record is from the annotation of a GenBank genome assembly.
GAGAUUCGCACCUACCUCUUGGGCAAAGACCUCAGCAGCAUCUCUCUCAAGGCCCUGAGAGUGGAACUGGAGACUCGUCUUGAUCUGCCAACCGGAGGCCUCAACGAGCGGAAGGGCGAGAUCCGGUCCAUUGCCGAAGAUCUGGUCACGGAAGCUCAAAAUGCGGCGCCUUUGCUGCCCCCGGUGGUGCAGGAGCCAACCCCGAAAAGAAGGAAGGUCUUGGCCACUCCUGAGGCUGCGGCAGUGCCCGUAGCAGAGCCGCUGUCACCUGUGAAGGGUAAAGCUCCUAAGAGGAAGCAUGCGCCCUCGGCCUACGCGCUGUGGUCGAAAGAUCAACGGACGACUGUGGUCGAAGAGCUGGAGAAGUCCCUGCAGCGGAAGCCUAGUUUUGCAGAGAUCUCGAAAGCCAUCCCGGAACGUUGGAAAGCGGCAGAUGAGGCAGAGAAAGCUGUGUACGAGCAGAAGGCCAAGAUUGCCAAG